AUGAAAAACCGCGGCCGCAUCGCAAAAGAGUUGCGCAUUUUCUCAGAGGCGGCCCGCCGAGCUCUGAGCGCCGCGCAGGCUCGCGUGCCGCACUUCCUGGUGACGCUGGACGACGUAGAGUCGGACGACGUCUUCGAGGCAUCGCGUCAGUGGCGCGAGGCUGCCGAGCGCCGGGCCGACGUCCUGCGUAAGGGCUGGGCACAGGAGGCGCGCGUCAGUGCGCAGCGCGACCAGCGACUCGCGCGUCUCAUCGAGCAAAUGGUGCGCGUCCAGGUGUCCCAGAUGGCUCGCAGGAGCGUGUGCAGACUGCUGGAGACGCUGGACACGCGUCCACCUCUGAUCGUCGUCCAGGCCGACAUGAACGGGACGGAACCGUCUGAGGUGGAAUUCUGCACCACCUUCGAUUCUUUCAUUUCAGUGAUCUGGCGCUGCUGUGGAGGAAUGCUGGUUGAAGAGGAUGCACGCUACGAAGUGGAGACGCACGCUCAGAUGUCCCGCAUCCUCGAGCGUCACCUGGCCGCGCCCCGGGCGCACCUGGUGGCCCUGCACGCGCGCUUUGAGCCGCUGACACGAGACCCCAUACCCGUCGAGGACGAUUUCGAGGCGUUGGGCGAGCGAGUCGCCUUCCUCCAAACCUGCCUGUCGCGCGUGCUGGAGGAAGCCCCUGAGGAGAUCGGCGAGCUGGUGAUCCUGCGCAAGGAGUGUUUGCUGGAGGAGCUGGAGCGGGUGGCCAAAGGGGCCAUCCAGACCGUGGUGGCCCGCAUGGAGCGUCUGCACCAGCGCGACGCCAAGAGCAUCUGCCGCGCGUUCAGGGAGAUCGCGGCCAGGGCGUCGGCGGCGCCGCGCUCCACCGCGGAGCUGAUGGCGGCGCAGGAGUUCCUGGCCGAAGCGCAAAGGACCACUAUUGCCGAGCUGGAGACGCGGAUUGCUCGGCUCGCAGCACGAAUGGCCCGGCUGAUGCGGCUGCGUUUCCUCUCACCGCACCACUGCACACUCAACUCCGAGGCUCUGCGCUGGCUGGCUGACAUUGGACCGUGCUUCGUCAAAAGCGAGGAGUUUUUCGAACAGCAAAGAGUGGAGUUUGAGCGUUUGCUUCAGCAACGCACUGACCAACUAAAUCGCAAACUAGAAGAAGCGAUGCCUCGCUUGGCACUGGUGAACGAUAUGCGUCUCUUGAGCAGAGUGGACGCUUACCUGGAGGACACGCGGAAGCUGCGACGGCGCCUGCUCGAAUUCGAGGAAGAAGCGGCCUGGAUCAACUCUGAAGAGGCCCUUUUCCGCUUCCCUCUUUCUACCUACCCCGAAUUGGACGAGCUUAAAAAUUGCCUGCUGCCUGUGUGGGGCCUGUUGUGUCUAUGCCGGUCUUGGCGAACGACUCUGUACAAGUGGAUGGACGGCGCCUUCGACGAGCUUGACGCAGAGUCUAUCCAGGACACCACUAACAAAAUGCUUCUGACAACUGAAGAAACGCAACAGCAGUUUCGAUUCAUGAUCAAGCAGCAAAUCGCGGACAACAAUCCGCGGCGCCUGAAAGGCACUUUGGACGACCCUGGAAAUAUGCCUGCGCCACUUCAAUUGUGUAACCAGCUCUUGGAGGAUAUCAAGCAAUUCAAAUCGCAGUUGGUUUUGGUACGCGUUCUGUGCAACCGAUGUCUGUGUCAACGCCACUGGAGCGAAAUUAGCGCACUUUUGAAGUGCGAAGUAUGUCCUGAUGCGGGGGCAAGUCUCCGGAAAAUGCUCAAACUGCCCUUCACGCCGGAAUUACUUCAGAAAUGUGAAGUCAUAAGUUACGGCGCCACGAAAGAACUGGCGCUGGACGAAGAGUUGAGUCAAAUGCGCGAGGAAUGGGAACACAUCCAUUUCAGUCUCGUCAAUGACCCCGAGCAAAACUGCAGUUUGCUGAGCGAAAUCGAAGAUUUGCAGGCAUCCUUGGCGUCCGCAAUCCUGCGCACGCAAUCAAUGAGAGGUUCCGCUUUCGCAAAGCCGCACGCCCAAGAGUUGCGGGCCUGGCACAAUAAAUUGACGAGGGCGGCCGCAACGCUCACUGUUUGGGCCUCAGUCCAGGAGCAGUGGCGUCACUUGUCGCCGAUUUUCCAGUGCUGUGAGGACGCUUCACGCUUUAUGCCUGACGAAGCAAAACUUUUUAAAUUGGUUGACUCAACCGUGCGCGGUUUGGUGCACAGAGCAGAGGCAGACAUGUGCGUAAUGCACCUCGCGGGCGGAGAAAACGCUUUGAACGAACUCACUCUGUGCGCCGAGCGGCUGAACGCUGUGAAUCAGGCCGUCGUGCGCUACCUGGGCGUCAAAAGACGCGCUUUUCCCCGAUUCUUUUUCCUCAGCAACGAAGAGCUGCUGUCAGUGCUGUCGGCGGCACCGCAUCUCGACCGGGUCGCCGCCCUCUGCCUGUUUAAAAUCUUUGAGGCGGCCAAGGGGGCCGAUUUUGAUUCGGAUGAGCGGCUUAUAUGCCUGACGGGCCAAGAAACAUUGCAAGUGCAGCCGGUGCCGCCUGCUGCGGUUGAACGAUGGUUCGCUAACGUGGAGCUGGCCAUCGCUGAGGCCAUGAAAAAGAACUUUGACCAGAUUUAUCAAGAAAUAGGAGCAACAGAGCGGGUAAAUUUGGCCCUGGGAAACAUCUUGCAGUUGGUCCUGGUGGCGGCCGCCGUUGCGUGGACAAACGAUGUGGAGUGUUCGCUGCGCUGGCCGAAAAAGAUAACAAAUCUCGAGAAUAAAUGCCUGGUAGCCAUUCCUCGAUUAAUUUUAAACUAA
Messenger RNA from Cloeon dipterum, 2766 nucleotides. Its product is annotated as dynein axonemal heavy chain 12-like. Gene Ontology annotation, molecular function: dynein intermediate chain binding; minus-end-directed microtubule motor activity; dynein light intermediate chain binding. Bases 1 to 2766 code for a protein of 921 amino acids. Gene Ontology annotation, cellular component: 9+2 motile cilium; inner dynein arm. The transcript is spliced from 6 exons. Gene Ontology annotation, biological process: cilium movement involved in cell motility. Lineage: Eukaryota; Metazoa; Arthropoda; Insecta; Ephemeroptera; Baetidae. The record is from RefSeq and is a predicted model, not a curated record.